Molecule: messenger RNA, 1823 nt
Organism: Brachypodium distachyon (stiff brome)
Lineage: Eukaryota; Viridiplantae; Streptophyta; Magnoliopsida; Poales; Poaceae
Exons: 3
Coding region: 390-758 (122 amino acids)
Biological process (GO): translation
Cellular component (GO): ribosome
Molecular function (GO): structural constituent of ribosome; 5S rRNA binding
Source: RefSeq, a predicted model, not a curated record
CUGUACGUCGCGUCGUCGCCCUCGGCCAGUCAGCCCUCCCGCGGACUACGGCUGCGCCUCCCCGCUCGACGUCGCUCUCCGCGCCGCACCACCACCCCGCGCUAGCGAGCUCCAAGGCGGCCUUAUAGCCGCUUACACGCGCACCGACUAACUAGAGGGGUCACCAUCGCCCAGCCCUUGCCCCUCCAGCCCUCCUACGCCGUCUCCGGCUGAACCGCCGCCGGAUCCGCCACCACUCACAGGCGCGUCCUUACCAUUCCGCGUCCCCCUUCUGCAGUGUCAACAAUCCUCUGGCCUCGCCUGGCCGUCCUGCCCUUAUAUCUUCAUCUCCCAAUCGCGCCCGGCGCCUCCCAGCUGUUUGCCGAAACGCCACCGAGGCACCAGAAUCGAUGGCGCAGGCCAAGAGGUACGUGCUGCGGCUCUUCAUCUCGCUCAAGUUCGUGACGGCCAACGUGGUGGACCGGCAGAGCGGGCGCGUGGUGGUGACCGCGUCCUCCGUCGAGAGGCCCCUCCGGGACGGGCUGGAGUGCGGCCGCGCCUGCAACGCCAAGGCGGCCGCGGCGGUCGGCGAGGUGCUCGCCAUGCGCCUCAGGGUCGACGGCCUCGCCCGGGAGCCCAUACACGCCAACGCCGACAAGGAGAUCGAGAAGAAGGGCUUCAAGAACCGCACCAAGGUCUGGGCCAUCCUCAACGCGCUCCGCACCCACGGCGUCAACCUACGCCUUGAUGAUGACGGCGAUCAUAGGCGGCAUGUCUGAAUAACACAGCACUGUAGGUCCUCAUCGCCAGACUGAAUUCCUGAUGGUGCUAGAGCCCACGACAAAUGAUCCGGUAAUGUUGGAGCUGAAGGUGUGGUGUCCCCAGUUCUUGAACUGCUUCCAUGAACCAAUAUCAUUUUCUGCAACCAGGUAGGAGUAUUAGUUUAGUCAGAGUUGUGGAAACAUGAAUCUUGCAACCAGGUAGGAGUAUUAGUUUAGUCAGAGUUGCGGAAACAUGAAUCUUGUCACGCCUUUAACUGUUAAAAACAUUCAGCAGUUCAAACUCUGUGUUGUGCCCCCUUCUGUAGAUUUAUCAGUUUUUCUACAUGUGUUUUUAGCCUGAUACUUUUUUAUCCUCUAUUCUGUGCAGUUUAAUCUGAGUAUUGUCCUUCUGGCAAGCAAACAGUACACAUGAUCCUUCUUGCCAUUUCCAGUGUAUGCCAAACCAUUGGCAAAGCUCCGUCGGAUCCACCUUCCCGGCCACAGCCACAAUCCCAGUAUCAAUAUCCGCUACUGACGUUUCGACUCCUAUCAACAUGGCGAUCAAAUAUUUUCAGAAAAAAUAAUCAAACGAGAGGAGUCAGAGAGGCUGUGUACCACUGAAACUUCCGAUGGAGGCCAUCGCCUUCUCGAUCUUCCUGACGCACCCCAUGCACCGGCACUGCAUGUCGACCUCGAGCCUGAAACGCCUGGUUCCCUGCUGCGAAGAGCCAAAGCUAGCCUGUCUUUCCUGAUUAGAACAGCAAGAAGCCAUGGAUUGGAUGGAUCAGGGAAGAAGAACAAGUUGAGCUUUCCUCACCGUCUCCAUGGCUGGUUUCAGAGCUUUGCCUGGGUGAUCCUGUUUGCGGGAGGCGAUUCGAUUUGGAGGUCAUGGGCGAUUUAAAUACAUGUGUGUCAAGUUCGUUUACCGAUUAAUCAAUGGCCUGAUGGCGCGAAGUUCCACGUGGUGUUGUGAAAUCAGAAGAGACACUCUGAAUUCUGGUGAGCCCGAUGUUCAUGCCAUGGAUUGAAGGAUUAUUCCCCGUUCACAUUUAGUCAAUGCUAUUUUUUUUCACAUUUAGUCAA